AGCGCGGGGGGCGGGGAGGCCGCUUCGCCGCCGAGGGCGUCUUGGAGGGGUCCCCGCGGGGGCCGUCGGCCCGGGCCGAGUCUGGGAGCGAGGGCGCCGCCGAUCUGUUAGCGUGAUAGGACCCCGGGGACGAGGCUUCUCCCUGGCCGGUCGUUCCUAGCCGGCUGGUGGGCUGCAGGGGUCGGGGCGGAGGAGGAGGACCCUGGCCGGAGGCUGGUCAGCAUCCUGCUUGGGAGACCGGUUCCGCGGUCCGCAGCGCUGGUGGCUCCAAGGUUUGUGUACGGACGCCUGUUUGGGUACUGCCUGUCGGCUCUCGUAUUUAAAAACGACGGCUUCUGCCAAAAGGGAAAAGCCGUAUCUGCCGACGGAAGCUCAGGAGAUAAUCCUGGAACUUUAUCAGCGAUGGUGCUGUGGGUCACCUUUGCCCUCCUUCUCUUUUCUUUUUUCUUAAUCUUUUAUUUUCGUUUUUGGGAGAUGUCAGAGGGCCUUUCCUUAUUACAGUGACUUUUAUCUUUGUUCUUGUGAUGGCUCAAGAUAGUUGGGAGGUAAUUUGCAUUCACUUUAUGCAUACCCACCUUGAAAAACAUAUUUUGGUUCGCCUGAAACUGUUGUUGGUUUGAGCAUAAUUUAUGCCUAGAAUCCAAAAAGCAGUGAUCAUAUCUCCAAAGACCAAAAACAUAGCUGAUAGCUGUAUGCAUUACUAGUACCUUUUGAGCAGCUUCUUCUGCAAGAGGACAUCCGGAGACACAGGAAUAGAAAUGAUCCGAUCAGAGUAAUUAAAGGCUUUUACUGAGCUCUGAGGUCCCAAACAGGGCACAUUCAGUCAGCCUAAAGCUGUGAAGAAGAACCUUCAACAUAAGGAACCUAGAAAGAUUGUACAAUGAAUGGUGAUUCUCGUGCUGCGGUGGUGACCUCACCACCCCCGACCACAGCCCCUCACAAGGAGAGGUACUUCGACCGGGUGGAUGAGAACAACCCAGAGUACUUGAGGGAGAGGAACAUGGCACCAGACCUUCGCCAAGACUUCAACAUGAUGGAGCAAAAGAAGAGGGUGUCCAUGAUUCUGCAAAGCCCUGCUUUCUGUGAAGAAUUGGAAUCAAUGAUACAGGAGCAAUUUAAGAAGGGGAAGAACCCCACAGGCCUAUUGGCAUUACAGCAGAUUGCAGAUUUUAUGACCACGAAUGUACCAAAUGUCUACCCAGCAGCUCCGCAAGGAGGGAUGGCUGCCUUAAACAUGAGUCUUGGUAUGGUGACUCCUGUGAACGAUCUUAGAGGAUCUGAUUCAAUUGCAUAUGACAAAGGAGAGAAGUUGUUGCGGUGUAAAUUGGCAGCGUUUUAUAGACUAGCAGAUCUCUUUGGGUGGUCUCAGCUUAUCUACAAUCAUAUCACAACCAGAGUGAACUCUGAGCAGGAACACUUCCUCAUUGUACCUUUUGGGCUUCUUUACAGUGAAGUGACUGCAUCCAGUUUGGUUAAGAUCAAUCUGCAAGGAGAUGUAGUAGAUCGUGGAAGCACUAAUCUGGGAGUAAAUCAAGCUGGCUUCACCUUACACUCUGCAAUUUAUGCUGCACGCCCGGACGUGAAGUGUGUUGUGCACAUUCACACCCCAGCAGGGGCCGCGGUCUCUGCGAUGAAAUGUGGCCUCUUGCCAAUCUCCCCGGAGGCACUUUCCCUUGGAGAAGUGGCUUAUCAUGACUACCAUGGCAUUCUGGUUGAUGAAGAGGAAAAAGUUUUGAUUCAGAAAAAUCUGGGGCCUAAAAGCAAGGUUCUUAUUCUCCGGAACCAUGGGCUCGUGUCAGUUGGAGAGAGCGUUGAGGAGGCCUUCUAUUACAUCCAUAACCUUGUGGUUGCCUGUGAGAUCCAGGUUCGAACUCUGGCCAGUGCAGGAGGACCAGACAACUUAGUCCUGCUGAAUCCUGAGAAGUACAAAGCCAAGUCCCGUUCCCCAGGGUCUCCUGUAGGAGAAGGCACUGGAUCGCUUCCCAAGUGGCAGAUUGGUGAGCAGGAAUUUGAAGCCCUCAUGCGGAUGCUUGAUAAUCUGGGCUACAGAACUGGCUACCCUUAUCGAUACCCUGCUCUGAGAGAGAAGUCUAAAAAAUACAGCGAUGUGGAAGUUCCUGCUAGUGUCACAGGUUACUCCUUUGGUAGUGACGGUGAUUCGGGCACUUGCUCCCCUCUCAGACACAGUUUUCAGAAGCAGCAGCGGGAGAAGACAAGAUGGCUGAACUCUGGCCGGGGCGAUGAAGCUUCCGAGGAGGGGCAGAAUGGAAGCAGUCCCAAGUCGAAGACUAAGUGGACUAAAGAGGAUGGACAUAGAACUUCCACCUCUGCUGUCCCUAACCUGUUUGUUCCAUUGAACACUAACCCAAAAGAGGUCCAGGAGAUGAGGAACAAGAUCCGAGAGCAGAAUUUACAGGACAUUAAGACGGCUGGCCCUCAGUCCCAGGUUUUGUGUGGUGUAGUGAUGGACAGGAGCCUCGUCCAGGAUGCACCUCUCUCUGACUGUACGGAAACUAUCGAAGGGCUCGAGCUUACAGAGCAGACCUUUAGUCCCGCUAAAUCUCUCUCUUUUAGAAAGGGAGAGCUGGUGACGGCCUCCAAGGCAAUCAUUGAGAAGGAGUACCAGCCCCACGUCAUCGUGAGCACCACGGGCCCCAACCCCUUCACCACGCUCACAGACCGCGAGCUGGAGGAGUACCGCAGGGAGGUGGAGCGGAAGCAGAAGGGCUCUGAAGAGAAUCUGGACGAGGCUAGAGAACAGAAAGAAAAGAGUCCUCCAGACCAGCCUGCGGUCCCCCACCCACCUCCCAGCACUCCCAUCAAGCUGGAGGAAGGAGACGGAUGCGCUAGAGAGUACCUGUUACCCUAACCUUGUGCCGGAGCCAGCUACUGGAGAUGACAGUGAUGCCGCCACCUUUAAGCCAACUCUCCCCGAUCUGUCCCCUGACGAGCCUUCAGAAGCACUCGGCUUCCCUAUGUUAGAGAAGGAGGAGGAAGCCCAGAGACCCCCAAGCCCCACUGAGGCCCCUACUGAGGCCAGCCCCGAGCCAGCCCCAGACCCAGCCCCCGUGGCUGAAGAGGCUGCCCCCUCAGCUGCCGAGGAGGGGGCCGCCGCGGACCCUGGCAGCGAUGGGUCUCCAGGCAAGUCCCCGUCCAAAAAGAAGAAGAAGUUCCGUACCCCGUCCUUUCUGAAGAAGAGCAAGAAGAAGAGUGACUCCUGAAGGCCCCGCGCUAACACUGUCCUGUCCGGAGCGACCCUGGCUCCGCCAGAGUCCCCGACUGCGUCCGUGCCCUGUCCUUGUGUAAUGGAAUGCAAAAAGCCAAGCCCUCCACUAGCUAGGGGUCCCCGCACGUGAGCAGCCCUGUGUAGCCCUGGGCUGACCCCGUGUGUGCGCAGCAGCCCCACCCCCCGCCUCUUGUCCUCUCAGCCUCAGCUUCUGGGGGAGACGUGCUCUCCCCACAGCGGAGAGGCACUAAGUCAUGGUCCUAGCUGGAAGGUACUGGAGGCUUCUGCAGCUUUGGCCGCAGGUGUCACCCUCCUGAGCCUUGACCUUUCCUGCCAUCCUUCCUGUUGUGAAAUCAGCACAUUCUGUUUCUGCUCGGCUUCCCUCCACCCUAAGGUCUCAGGUGACGGACUCAGACUCCUGGUUCCGUGUGGCAUUCUCUCUGCUCAGUGAUCUCACUUAAGUCUAUAUACAAAGCCUUGGUCCCGUGAAAACACUCGUGUGCCCACCAGCGGCCUUGAAGAGGCAGGUCUGGGCCAGACGCUGGGCAGGAAACGCCAGCGGCAGAUGGGCCUGUGUGCACCCAACGCGAUGCUAUGCAUGUCUGACCGAUGAUCCCUUGACCACAACCAGAUUCAGGAGCUCAGUUUUUUCACUUGGGUCUCUGGAUUCCUGUCAUAGGGAAGGUGUAUCAGGAGGGGAAGAGUCCUUUCUAGAAUUUUCUUUGAGUAGGUUUACAAUUUAGCUUAUAUUUUUUGACUGUGAACGUGAACAGGCUUUUUGCUUCUUUCCAGACCCCAUAGUAGAGCACUUUUCACUUACCUGGGGGAGGUUUCAGGGGAUCUGUUCUCACCGUUAACUCAGCCAGAAAGAUGCCCUAGUUGUGAUAAAAGGUAACUCGAGGUGGAGAGUAGCCCCCGGAGCCCCUCGACACGGUCGUCACUGAGGGAGCCUGAGACGGGCGCUCCUUGGCUAAUACUGUUGUUUUCACUUCCCUGGAAGAGGCUGGAAAAGGGCUCAGAGCUGCUGAGCAGGAACUGGAGGGUGACCCAUUUCAGGAGCUGCCUCGUACCAGCCUGACUAGGUGCAGGCAAGCUUGUGUGGGCCCAACAGGCCCCUGAUAGAGCUGGUGCCAGGUGUGGGCUCAGACCCUGGGCAUGAUGGGCCGAGCCACCUCGGAUCCCACUGAUUGGCCGGCCGAGCGAGAAGCAGGCUGCUGCAUGGCACUGCCUGCCGCUUCGAGCUUCCUCUGAGCCGCAGGGCCUGCUACGCGGGCAAGCGUGCUGCCUCUCUUCUGUGUCGUUUUGUUGCCAAGGCAGAAUGAAAAGUCCUUAACCGUGGACUCUUCCUUUAUCCUCUUUUAUCCCUUCCUUUACCCCACAUAUGCAAUGACUUAAUUUUCACUUUUGUAGUUUAAUCCUUUGUAUUACAACAUGAAAUAUAGUUGCAUAUAUGGACACCGACUUGGGAGGACAGGUCCUGAAUGUCCUUUCUCCAGUGUAACAUGUUUUACUCACAAAUAAAAUUCUUUCAGCAAUUUCUUUGUCUAAA
Molecule: messenger RNA, 4775 nt
Organism: Mandrillus leucophaeus (drill)
Lineage: Eukaryota; Metazoa; Chordata; Mammalia; Primates; Cercopithecidae
Gene: ADD1
Product: adducin 1 (alpha)
Exons: 18
Coding region: 881-2869 (662 amino acids)
Biological process (GO): positive regulation of establishment of endothelial barrier; barbed-end actin filament capping; positive regulation of adherens junction organization
Cellular component (GO): plasma membrane; cytoskeleton; postsynaptic density
Molecular function (GO): actin filament binding
Source: RefSeq, a predicted model, not a curated record